GGCACGGCUAAUGGAGGCGGUGCUCACAAAGGUCUCUACAGACAACUGUGGCGUUUCCUGCGGCCGAUAUAAAACUGGCUCUUGCCUUUCGGUGUGUGCCUCUGUAUUUAGAUUUGAAGAGGGUUCUAUUCCAUUAAUUCGAGCCUCAUUGCGCCUCUUGCUUCUGAGAGAAGAGAAACGGAUUUGAUCAUCCAAAUGGACGCAAUACUGAAUUACAGAUUGGACGACAGUGAAGAUUACUACACAUUGCUGGGCUGUGACGAGCUUUCUUCGGUUGAACAAAUCCUGGCAGAAUUUAAGAUCAGGGCUCUGGAGUGUCAUCCUGACAAGCAUCCUGAAAACUCCAAAGCUGUGGAGGCUUUUCAGAAACUGCAGAAGGCAAAGGAGACUCUGACCAAUGAGGAGAGCCGCGCCCGCUAUGACCACUGGCGAAGGAGCCAGAUAUCGGUGCCGUUCCUGCAGUGGGAAGCUCUGACUGACUCGGUGAAGACGUCAAUGCACUGGGCUGUCAGAGGUAAGAAAGACCUGAUGCUGGAAGAAUCUGACCAGACCCAUACCAAGAAGAUUAAAAAUGAGGAAUGGAAUGAGCAAAGAGAAAUAAAGGAAGAGGAUCUAGGUCCAGCCACAGAGAAAAUGAAGCAAAAGGAAUCUGAGUCCCUUGAGAAGUCUGCCUUUCCACAAAAUCCAGAUUCUCUGAGCAGGCGGAGGCACUGCUGAGCUAAAUCCCCAGCCCUUCGUUCCCUAGACCUCAGUUUGCUCACCUAUAAAAUGAGCAUCAUGAUCAUCAUCAUCAUCAUCAUCAUCAUCAUCAUCAUCAUCAUCACCUUCUCACAGAGUUACCAUAAGGAUUAAAUGGGGAGAUUCAAUCAAAAUGUUUAGCAUAGUGAUUGAUUUGCCUAGAGCAGGCUGAAUUUGUCGGCUUUCUUCUUGCCGAGACAUGAUCUAUAACACCCACAACUUGGAGGAGCCGCUUAAUUUGCUCUGGCUCCAAGGCAGAAACAUGGUGGAUGGGUGGAGCAAAGCUGCUUAGUUCAUGGAGGCCAGGAAACCUGAGAGGAACAAUUGAGGGACCAUAUAUAGUACCAAAGGCCACACUUCCAUAACCCACCCUCACACAGUAGUGUGCGCCUUUAAUCUGCUAGGCAUUUCUUGAUCCACUGAAGCUGAUUUAUCAGGGUUAAUUGUCACAUAGGCUUUGAGUAAAUGUUGGCUGCUAUUAUUUUCUGGUCUAUCUGACCAUCACUCUGUCAAUAGUUUAGGUGCCUUGUGUACAUACAUUUUAACUGUCCUUCAAGUUCUUAUUUGCUGAUUCUUGGGGUUGCAGGACCCCAUUAGAAGUUGGCCCUUAAAUAGAAGUUUCCUGAACAUUCUUGAACAGUUGUUUGAAAAGAAGAUAAUUAGAUAGCUUGUGGUGAAUGAAGUCUUUAUAGAAAUGGUCACUUCAAAUUUCUCUUUGGGGAGAACUUUUACAUAGUUGGUAAUUGAUGGGAAUGAGGAGUUUUUUGUUUUUUGUUUUUGGUAACGGGGAUUGAACUCGGGUCCUUGUGAAUGAGGAGUUUUAUUUAGAGUUUGAUUCAGGUGUCUCUGCUCAUUACCCAAGAGACCUCUGUAGUGUCAUCACAUUUGUUGCACAGUGGUUAUGGUGGUUAAAUGAUAAUAAGCUUGAUUAAAGCAGAAGAGUGCAUUUCACAAAACAGAAUUUUGAGCAAACACAAACAUAUAAACAUGUCUCCCCUGCCCUCCCCACGGUAUGCUCAAACAGGUGACAGGCAAACAUUUCACCUUUGAGCCCUGGAGCGUUCAGUUCUGUCUGUUUCAGUCAGAUUUAUUUAUUUAUUUAUUUGUAUCUGUGGUACUGGGGAUCAAACCCAGGGCCUUCAUGCUA
Messenger RNA from Fukomys damarensis (Damara mole-rat), 1885 nucleotides. RefSeq names its product DnaJ heat shock protein family (Hsp40) member C12 (gene Dnajc12). The transcript is spliced from 5 exons. Gene Ontology annotation, cellular component: cytoplasm. The record is from RefSeq and is a predicted model, not a curated record. Bases 196 to 717 code for a protein of 173 amino acids. Lineage: Eukaryota; Metazoa; Chordata; Mammalia; Rodentia; Bathyergidae.